GUUUAACAAUGUUCAAAGUUGGUUUUGGGAUAUACGCCAAAAAAAAAAUACAAUAAUACUCAAAUCGCUCAAUGCAGUAAAUUAGUGCAAAGAGUUGUCUCAUGUUCCGUAUAUAGAUCGACGCAAAGUACAGUUUUAAGAAGCAAAGAUUUUAGUGCAGAUAUAAAUGGAGUCUUCAACUAGCGCAAAACUUCUAAGCAGUAAUGAACGCAGCAAGUUCCGUGAAGCAACUGUUGACCUCAUUGCAGGAUCACUUGGUGGGGCGGCCAAUGUUUUUGUUGGACAGUCACUCGACACAGUGAAAGUGAAAAUGCAAACAUUCCCAACUUUAUAUAACAACAUGUUUAGUUGUUUCAAAACAACGUUUGCAAAAGAUGGAAUUAGAGGUCUUUAUGCAGGAACGGUACCAGCUUUGGCAGCUAAUAUUGCAGAAAACUCGGUUCUCUUUGCUGGGUAUGGGGUUUGCCAAAAAGCUGUAGCUUGGGCCAUUGACAUACCUAAAGUGCAAGAUCUUAGCCCAUUGGCUAAUGCAUCUGCUGGCUUCUUUGCAGCAUUCUUCUCUUCACUUACUUUGUGUCCCACAGAGUUAGUUAAAUGCAGGUUGCAAGCACUUCAGGAAACACAAGGCUUGGCAAAUGGAAAAUCUAAGGCAAAAUCUGUAGGCCCGUGGACAAUAACAAGGGAAAUUAUAAAAAAUGAAGGAUUUAAAGGAAUGUUUCGUGGCCUUGUUCCUACUUUUGCAAGAGAAAUGCCAGGAUACUUUUGUUUCUUUGGUGGUUACGAGCUGUGCCGGCAUCUUCUCACUCCACCUGGCAAAACCAAAGACGAAAUAGGAGCCGUUAGAACAAUUGUUUGUGGUGGUGUUGGCGGAAUUUCUUUAUGGGUUGCAAUUUUCCCGUUUGAUGUUAUAAAGAGCCGCGUACAAGUCAGCCAAGCAGCAUCCCAGCCUAUGAUGAAAAUGCUCUUCCACAUUGCCCGGACGGAAGGUGUAAUGGCCCUGUACAAUGGAUUAGGUCCGACAAUAAUUAGGACGUUUCCUGGCACCGGAGCCUUAUUUUUGGCCUAUGAAACUAGCCGUAAAUUUAUGAACGAAUUCUGUGACAAAUUUUAGAGGAACUGAUCAAAAUAAUACAUGUAAGAAUAAGC
Molecule: messenger RNA, 1146 nt
Organism: Daphnia carinata
Lineage: Eukaryota; Metazoa; Arthropoda; Branchiopoda; Diplostraca; Daphniidae
Product: mitochondrial ornithine transporter 1-like
Exons: 8
Coding region: 167-1111 (314 amino acids)
Biological process (GO): mitochondrial L-ornithine transmembrane transport
Molecular function (GO): L-ornithine transmembrane transporter activity
Source: RefSeq, a predicted model, not a curated record